Amorphotheca resinae ATCC 22711 is the source of this 615-nucleotide messenger RNA. RefSeq lists its product as hypothetical. Gene Ontology annotation, cellular component: mitochondrial inner membrane. The transcript is spliced from 2 exons. Lineage: Eukaryota; Fungi; Ascomycota; Leotiomycetes; Helotiales; Amorphothecaceae. The coding region runs from base 1 to 615 and encodes 204 amino acids. Gene Ontology annotation, biological process: mitochondrial respiratory chain complex IV assembly. The record is from RefSeq and is a predicted model, not a curated record.
AUGCUUCCACGAUUGCUGCGGUCGAGAGCUCUGCCUAGGAUAGGCAAUGUUAAUGGGCGGAGCCUGGUAUCCAGGCGGACUCUGAUCGCCGCUCCAAAGCCGGGACAGGGUCCGUUGAUGGAGAGAAGAGCUGAUCGAGAGCUGCCCGAUGUCUCGCAGGGUGGCAUGCGAUGGGUGCGCACCGUCCCCAUCUUCCUCGCGGUCCUCAUCUCUUCCACUCUCGCCAUCUUCAACUAUCAGAAGUCCUCCAGCUCCGUCGUCUCGUCCACCAUGUACGCCCUGCGCACAUCCCCCAAAGCGCGGGAGUACCUGGGCGACGAGAUCUACUUCGCUCAUAAGAUGCCGUGGAUCUGGGGAGAGAUGAACCAACUUCAAGGCAGGAUUGACAUCCAGUUCAAGGUCAAGGGCACCAAGAGAUCUGCUUGGAUGCGGUUCAAGAGUCACAGACCUACCAGGAUGGGAAUGUUUGAGACGAGCGAGUGGAGUUUGGAGAUGGAGAAUGGGGAGAAGCUUGAUUUGUUGGAUGGGGAGGAUCCGUUCCAUGGCAUUGAGGCGGAUGAUGAUGAGCCCAAGGUUGUCGGACGAGGAUCGUAUGCUCCUAACCUUGCUCGCUGA